This is a messenger RNA of Staurois parvus, 431 nucleotides long. Lineage: Eukaryota; Metazoa; Chordata; Amphibia; Anura; Ranidae. The record is from the annotation of a GenBank genome assembly.
CUCAGUUGCUGAUGGGUCACCCUGGGGAGGUAAGGUCAGGGGUCCCCCCUUCAUCAGUCAAAAGGAGGAAUGUGGUCCAGUUGAAGUGGCAUGGACAGGGUUCCCCUCCUAGCAGGAGAGAGGUGGUGGACCACCUGCUAGAGAUGGGCUUUAAAGCUAGCGAUAUAUUUGCCCUCAUUGCCCCUUUAGGGUCAGGGGAGUACAAUGUCUCUUUUGUCAGGAGUAACAUGUUGGAUGUGUUCUGGCAGAAGUAUGAUGACAGGUGGAAGGGGUCGGAGAGAUGGGAGGGGCUUGUCCCCAAGGUAAUUUCUAAGCAGCCUUUGGUUAAAAACAUUACCAUCCUUGUGCAUAAUGAAUCCAUCCCUGCAGCAGAUAUCAUGAUCUGGCUGCAAUGGUAUGGCGAAGUCCUGAGUCCCCUUAGGAAGGUUAAU